CCGCAGCAGCAGCCAGCGGCUGCUCACCGCCCCGGCCCGCCGCCAUGUCCAAGCGCCACCGCCUCGAUUUGGGGGACGAUUACAGCUCCAGCAAGAAACGCAGCACCGAUGGGAAAGAUCGUGACCGGGACAGGGAUCGUGAUGACCGUUCUAAAGAUCGUGACAGGGAUCGUGACAGAGAUAGAGAUCGUGACAGAGAAAGGGACAAGGAAAAAGAUCUGCGCUCUACAUCUAACUCCACAUAUUAUGGGUCUGCUGGGUUACAAGCUAUAAAACCAGCAAUGAUUCCACACAGCAUUAAUCCUUUCACAAAUCUACCACAUACACCACGGUAUUAUGACAUCCUGAAAAAAAGGCUACAGCUUCCUGUCUGGGAAUAUAAAGAAAGAUUUACGGAUAUUUUGGUUAGGCAUCAAUCAUUUGUACUGGUUGGAGAGACUGGGUCUGGUAAAACAACACAGAUCCCUCAAUGGUGUGUUGACUACAUGCGCUCAUUACCUGGACCAAAGAGAGGAGUAGCUUGUACCCAGCCUAGGAGAGUAGCUGCAAUGAGUGUGGCACAGCGAGUUGCUGAUGAGAUGGAUGUUAUGCUGGGCCAGGAGGUUGGUUACUCAAUUCGAUUUGAAGACUGCAGUAGUGCAAAAACCAUUUUGAAGUAUAUGACUGAUGGUAUGUUACUUCGUGAAGCAAUGAAUGAUCCCUUGCUGGAGCGCUAUGGGGUUAUAAUUCUUGACGAGGCCCAUGAGAGAACACUGGCUACUGACAUUUUGAUGGGUGUUCUAAAGGAAGUUGUAAGACAGAGAUCUGAUUUGAAGGUUAUAGUUAUGAGUGCUACUUUAGAUGCUGGCAAGUUUCAGAUCUAUUUUGAUAACUGUCCUCUUCUAACUAUUCCGGGUCGCACUCAUCCUGUGGAGAUAUUUUAUACUCCAGAACCAGAAAGGGACUACCUGGAGGCUGCCAUUCGAACAGUGAUCCAAAUUCACAUGUGUGAAGAGGAGGAAGGCGAUCUCUUACUCUUUCUUACUGGACAGGAGGAGAUUGAUGAAGCCUGCAAGAGGAUAAAACGUGAAAUUGAUGAUUUAGGCCCUGAAGUUGGUGACAUCAAAAUCAUUCCAUUGUAUUCCACCCUUCCUCCACAGCAGCAGCAAAGGAUUUUUGAACCUCCCCCACCCAAAAAACAAAAUGGAGCAAUAGGAAGAAAGGUGGUUGUGUCCACUAACAUUGCUGAGACAUCAUUAACAAUAGAUGGUGUUGUGUUUGUGAUUGAUCCUGGCUUUGCAAAACAGAAGGUGUACAAUCCUCGUAUCAGAGUGGAGUCUCUCCUAGUGACUGCCAUUAGUAAAGCUUCUGCACAGCAGCGAGCUGGCCGUGCUGGUCGUACUAGACCAGGCAAAUGCUUCAGGCUGUAUACAGAGAAGGCUUACAAAACUGAAAUGCAGGACAACACAUACCCUGAAAUUUUGAGGUCUAACUUAGGAUCUGUAGUAUUGCAGCUUAAGAAGCUUGGUAUAGAUGAUUUGGUGCAUUUCGAUUUUAUGGAUCCUCCAGCUCCUGAAACUCUGAUGCGAGCGUUAGAGCUUUUGAAUUACCUGGCUGCGUUAAAUGAUGAUGGAGACUUGACUGAGUUGGGAUCUAUGAUGGCUGAAUUUCCAUUGGACCCACAGCUGGCUAAAAUGGUUAUUGCAAGUUGUGACUACAACUGCUCUAAUGAGGUCCUAUCAAUUACUGCCAUGUUGUCAGUCCCACAGUGUUUUGUUCGCCCCACGGAAGCAAAGAAAGCAGCAGAUGAAGCCAAGAUGAGGUUUGCCCACAUAGAUGGAGAUCAUUUGACGUUGCUGAAUGUCUACCAUGCUUUCAAACAAAAUCAUGAGUCGGUUCAGUGGUGUUAUGACAACUUCAUUAACUACAGGUCCCUGAUGUCUGCAGACAAUGUACGCCAACAGCUGUCACGAAUCAUGGACAGAUUUAAUUUGCCUCGUAGAAGCACAGACUUCACCAGUCGAGACUAUUACAUCAACAUAAGAAAGGCAUUAGUUACUGGCUAUUUCAUGCAGGUGGCACAUUUGGAACGAACAGGGCAUUACUUAACAGUAAAAGAUAACCAGGUGGUGCAGUUACAUCCCUCCACUGUUCUUGACCAUAAACCAGAAUGGGUGCUCUAUAAUGAGUUUGUCCUUACAACAAAGAAUUACAUCCGGACAUGUACAGACAUCAAGCCAGAAUGGCUGGUGAAAAUUGCCCCUCAAUAUUAUGACAUGAGCAACUUCCCACAGUGCGAAGCAAAGAGACAGUUGGAUCGGAUCAUUGCCAAACUGCAGUCCAAGGAAUACUCACAGUACUGAAUUUGUGCGUUGAACUGAAGUUAUUCAGAGGACAGCUUUAAGAGAUGAAAGGAUUCAAAGUUCAAGUUGUGCUCUUCACUUUGGUUCAAUAAUGGCCUUUAUUUUGAAAGCUUUUUAAUUUUUCUUUACAGUAAAUAUUCCAUUCUGAUUUCAUAAAUUAAACAUUUAUGCCUCCCUUUUGUGUUGACACUGUAGCUCAUACUGGAAAAGCUGAUCAAUGUUUUGCAGUUUAUUGAAAGUAGUUCUAUAUAUAACAAUGUUAUAAGCAUUUCUUUAGAAAUGGUUGAAAAUGCUUCUAAAAAAAUGUGAUUAUCGACCAUGGUAUGCAUGAUCGUUGUAAUUGUUGACAUUCCUUUUAGAAGUUGUGAAAUGUUACAACUUGUGCUUCUGUAGACACAAUCUUUGGCUUCAGUACAGAGGUACUGACUUCAAUAAAGUCUAUUUAUACUAA
Pogoniulus pusillus (Red-fronted tinkerbird) is the source of this 2793-nucleotide messenger RNA. It is a transcript of the gene DHX15, whose product is annotated as DEAH-box helicase 15. Gene Ontology annotation, molecular function: ATP binding; RNA helicase activity; RNA binding. The record is from RefSeq and is a predicted model, not a curated record. The transcript has 14 exons. Gene Ontology annotation, cellular component: intracellular anatomical structure; spliceosomal complex. NCBI's taxonomy places the organism in Eukaryota, Metazoa, Chordata, Aves, Piciformes, Lybiidae. The coding region runs from base 45 to 2342 and encodes 765 amino acids.